CAGGUCUGUCCUGCUACCUAGCAGGUGGGAUGGGCUGCACAGCCUCUCUGGAUACAAGCUGUUAGAUAGAUCUGAACAGCAGACUCACAAUACGCCGUGUAUAUGCACAGUGGCCAAAGAUGGUUUUUCUAACCACUAAAGUGAUGCAAAGGACUGCAUUCUUUGUGACAGUCGGGGGUUUGGUCACUUCUCUGAUCACCACCUUCCUUCCCCUGUGGAAGACAAUGAACUCUGACUUGAACGAGAUGGAGAACUGGUACUCUGGCCUGUGGCACACCUGCAUUUACACCGAGGAGGUGGGAAUUCAGUGCAAAGCCUACGAUUCUGUCCUGGGACUCCCAAUGGACCUGCAGAUCUCCAGAGUUCUCAUGUCAGUGUCUAUAGGCACUGGAGGUUUAGCUGUGUUGCUUGCCUUCCCAGGUCUGGAGGGGGUUGAGAUGUGUGUGGGGCAGCCAGGUCCAAAGAGAACGCUCCUCGUGCUCAGCGGGGUGCUGUCCUGGGUGUCGGGGGUCACCACUCUGGUUCCUGUCUCUAUUGUGGCGUACACAACUGUAGUGGAAUUCUGGGACGAGGGUUUUCCUGAUGUGAUGCCUCGCUGGGAGUAUGGGGAGGCAAUGUUCUCUGGAUGGUUUGGAGGUUUGGCUCUGGCCAUUGGAGGGACCCUUUUCUUUGUAGCUGUGUGCAUGGGGGACUAUGACCAGAGACCACCGAGUGUGCCAAACAGCCCGCAGGUGAAGCACAGGACACAACACUACCUGAAGACAGAGGUGUUAUAGGUUUCUUAUUGUCAUGUAUGUGUCAACUGCACAUUCAUGUAUUUCAUAUGGAGGCAUGCCAGCUUGUUAAACUGAGUGAUAAUGAA
This is a messenger RNA of Monopterus albus (swamp eel), 862 nucleotides long. It is a transcript of the gene cldn26, whose product is annotated as claudin 26. Gene Ontology annotation, cellular component: membrane; bicellular tight junction. The record is from RefSeq and is a predicted model, not a curated record. The transcript has a single exon. Gene Ontology annotation, molecular function: structural molecule activity. Bases 120 to 776 code for a protein of 218 amino acids. Lineage: Eukaryota; Metazoa; Chordata; Actinopteri; Synbranchiformes; Synbranchidae.